AUGAGAUGCAACGACUCAGGACAAAAGCAUCUUCGCAGUGGUUUGGUGAAGAUGGAAAUUGACGAGACGAAGAAAUCGUUGCAAGCGCGACAAAAGCAAACGGUGGCGCUUUCUGAAUCAAGUCCCACUACCACCAUGAAGUCUUUACUUCCAACUGCGAAGCAAAUUCAAGCGGUAUACGCGAACCCAAAACAAUUAGUUUCCCCCCUUCUUCAAGUCAUUACUCCUGGGCAACAUCCUUUUGCAGAUCUAGCCACUGUGAACAAGGUGCCACGUGGCUUUGAAAAGAAUGUGACUAUUUCAAAGCCACCACCACAAGUUGCAGUGAAAGAGGAAGACCGAGAUGACGUCGUAAGCCAAUAUAACCAUCGGUUUGAUGAAUUUCGCGAAGUGUCCCCAAGAGUGUACUGCCUUUGA
Messenger RNA from Cylindrotheca closterium, 417 nucleotides. The record is from the annotation of a GenBank genome assembly. Lineage: Eukaryota; Bacillariophyta; Bacillariophyceae; Bacillariales; Bacillariaceae.